Molecule: messenger RNA, 715 nt
Organism: Triticum urartu
Lineage: Eukaryota; Viridiplantae; Streptophyta; Magnoliopsida; Poales; Poaceae
Biological process (GO): regulation of DNA-templated transcription
Cellular component (GO): nucleus
Molecular function (GO): transcription cis-regulatory region binding; DNA-binding transcription factor activity
Source: RefSeq, a predicted model, not a curated record
ACUCACCAUCAUUUCUCAACUCUCCGAUCACAUCUCGAUCUUUCCUCUACACAGACACACACACUCGCUGCGCAAUUUGUUUCUGUGACAGGGAGCUCUGCAGCGGCAAAAAAUUUAGCAGCGCAGAGCGAUGGAGAGCGUGGAUGAAAAUGGAGGAAGCCGCCUUGUGGUGACCGAGCUGGGCUACAUCAAGGAGCUGGUGAGGCAGCUGGACGUCAACCUGGGAGGCUGCCCCGACCACUGCAAGCGCCUGGCCGCCCAGAUCUUCGCCGUGGCCGAGAGGUCCAUCGGCAUGAUCAGGUCCGGCCACUUCGACUGCCGGAAGCGCUCCGCCGCCGGCCUCGACUCGCCGCCGUUCUCCGCGACGCCCAGCCCCCUGAGCGACGUCUCCGGCGUGCCUUUCCAUGCCAACAACAAGAAGAGGAAGACAAUGGAGAAACGGAAGCAUCAGGUCAGGGUGAGCUCGGAGGGAGCAGGAGCGGAGAUCCCAGUCGACGACGGCCACAGCUGGAGGAAGUACGGCCAGAAGGACAUUCUUGGAGCCAAGCACCCAAGGGGGUACUACCGCUGCACGCACCGCAAAUCCCAGGGGUGCGCGGCGACCAAGCAGGUGCAGCGCGCCGACGAGGACCCGGCGCUCUUCGACGUGAUCUACCACGGCGAGCACACCUGCGUUCACAAGACGGUGGCCGCCGCGGCGGCCAUGGUGCAGCCG